Ahaetulla prasina is the source of this 9479-nucleotide messenger RNA. It is a transcript of the gene TRHDE, whose product is annotated as thyrotropin releasing hormone degrading enzyme. Gene Ontology annotation, cellular component: cytoplasm. The transcript has 19 exons. Gene Ontology annotation, biological process: peptide catabolic process; proteolysis. Bases 1167 to 4253 code for a protein of 1028 amino acids. NCBI's taxonomy places the organism in Eukaryota, Metazoa, Chordata, Lepidosauria, Squamata, Colubridae. The record is from RefSeq and is a predicted model, not a curated record. Gene Ontology annotation, molecular function: zinc ion binding; metalloaminopeptidase activity; peptide binding.
GUCAGCGCCGCGGAUGGUUCCAUAGACCUUAUUGGUGGCUGCUGCACGAUGUGCGCGCGCGCCUGCGUUUCUUCUGAAACGUGCGAGAGGAGCUGAACACCAGUCGGCCGGUCGCGCGCGGAUUUCGUUCUCCCCUCCUUAACCUGUCCCCUCCUUGCUCUGCCUCCUGGGACUUUCCCAAGUCUCUCAGCCAGACCUUUUCAAAAGAAUGUAGCUGCGCCGCUCAGGUGCGGCGGCCACGACCGACCUGCUCCGACUUCUUCGCUCGACGAGUUCUCUUCGGGAGUCCAGGGGUUGUUUUGCAACCCGCGGACUCCGGGCUCGCGACAGAGCGCGGGACCACCAAGCGCCCAGGCAGCCGCGUCAAGCUUCAGGCGCUCCCAGAGACGCGCAGUCUACAGACUCUCCGCUUCCAGAGCCGCCGCCGAAGUAUACACAACGGUGCUUGCAGGCGCCCGGAAGCCGAAGCUGCGCGGAGCUGAAAAGUCAGCUUCUGGUUCGUCUCCCUUCUCCUCCUUCGUACCGAGAUCCCUUUCGCCUGGGAUUCUUCUUUCUCUUGGGAGCGCCUGAGCCGUCGAGGCAAAAAUGGGCGCCGGCGAAGCAAGGAGCGGACCCUUUAAGUCAAGAGGGGCUGAGUGGGAGGAGAGUUUGUGGCGCGGCGAGUUUGAGGGAGCGCAUAAGUAGCCUGUGGAGACCGAGGAGGCGGCCAACCGGAGCGCUUGCCUCUUUUCGCUGCGUCCGCACGAGAUCCUCUCCUUCCAGCGCCGACCGAGAAACGGCGCCCAGACCUGCCUAGAAGAGAACGCCCGGCGCCCGAAGCCCUCGCUGGCUCCUCCUCCCGCCUUCCUCCCACAUGGGCCGCGGGGAGCUUUCCUUUGGCCGCCGGGGCUGCUCUUAGGGAGUGCGAAGGGUUCCUCGCAAAGUGACACCCGCAGCGGCUGCGGCAGAAGAAGGCUGGGAGGCAGCAAGAAGAGAAGCGGAGGGCUUUUCCCUCUGCUAGGUGCUUCCCCGGUCUUUCCCUCCGUUCCCCGUUCCUCUCGGCGGUCUCUGAUGCGUUACUGGCCCCGGCGGAGGACGGCGGCAACCCUGCGGGAGGAGCCAAGGGUGGCGCUACUUUGAUGUUCCUGGCCGAGAAGCGUCAGAAGAGCUGAUCUUUCGUGCUCAGGAUGAUCGAGGAGGACGCUGCUCUGAGGAACGGCGGCAGGGGGCUCUCCGGCCAGUGGGCAGACGCGGCGGCCGCUCGACCCCGCACCACCGAGCGACACAUAACGGUGCACAAGCGCCUGGUGAUGGGCUUCGCCAUCUCCAUCCUGGCACUGCUGGUGGUCACCAUGAUCGCCGUGCUGCUCAGCGUGCGUAUCGAGGAGUGCAGCAGCGGCAACGCGUCUGACGGCCCAGGAGGCAGGGCGGGCAACCGGAGUGUCCCGGCGGCAGCUGCCGCCGCAGCCCCCGCAGGAAGUGCCCGCCUGAACCAGAACAGCGCCGGGGAAACCCCUGGAAGUGCAGGCGAAGAGAAAGUGGCGUUGGAAGCUGCUAGAGGGGAAGAAGAGGAGGAGGAGGAGGAGUGGCCGAGACGGCGGGAGCAGCAGCCCUGGACCCAGCUGCGCCUUCCCGGACACCUGCGCCCCCUCCACUACAACCUGAUGCUGAGCGUCUUCAUGGAGAACUUCACCUUCAGCGGCGAGGUCAACGUGCAAGUCGAGUGUCUCAACGCCACCCGUUACAUCGUUCUCCACGCCCACCGCAUGCACAUCGAAGCAGUCCGCGUGGCUGAGGACCGGCUGGCCGGUGCCUUGAACGUCUCUGGCUUCUUCCUUUACCCACAGACCCAGGUCUUCGUCAUAGUCCUCAAUCGGAGCUUAGAGGAACAGAGAAGUUACAACCUUAAGAUCCUCUACAACGCUCCGAUCGAGAACGAGCUUUUGGGGUUUUUCCGCAGCUCUUAUGUCCUCUACGGGGAAAGAAGAUUUCUUGCAGUUACACAGUUUUCUCCUACACAUGCCAGAAAAGCCUUUCCUUGCUUUGAUGAGCCUAUCUACAAAGCCACAUUUAAAAUCAGCAUCAAACAUCAAGCAACUUAUUUAUCUUUGUCCAAUAUGCCAGUGGAAACUUCUGUUUCUGAAGAAGAUGGAUGGGUUACCGAUCACUUUUCACAGACUCCACUCAUGUCCACAUACUAUUUAGCUUGGGCUGUUUGCAAUUUUACAUACCGUGAGACUACCACAAACAAUGGUAUUGUAGUACGAUUGUAUGCAAGACCUGAUGCCAUUAGAAGAGGAUCUGGGGACUAUGCUCUAAACAUUACACGGAGAUUAAUUGAGUUCUAUGAAGAUUACUUCAAAGUACCCUAUUCCUUGCCAAAAUUAGAUCUGUUAGCUGUGCCUAAGCAUCCUUAUGCUGCAAUGGAGAACUGGGGAUUAAAUGUUUUCGUGGAGCAAAGGAUACUCUUGGAUUCAAGCAUUUCUUCCAUAUCAUAUUUACUGGAUGUCACCAUGGUUAUUGUGCAUGAGCUAUGCCAUCAGUGGUUUGGUGAUCUUGUAACUCCUGUAUGGUGGGAAGAUGUGUGGCUAAAAGAAGGCUUUGCUCACUAUUUUGAAUUUGUUGGAACUGACUAUCUCUAUCCAGGCUGGAAUUUGGAGAAGCAGAGGUUUCUGACUGAUGUCUUACAUGAAGUCAUGUUACUGGAUGGCCUGACAAGUUCACAUCCAGUGUCACAAGACGUGCAGCAGGCCACAGAUAUUGAUCGAGUCUUUGACUGGAUUGCCUAUAAAAAGGGUGCAGCUUUAAUUCGAAUGCUGGCUAAUUUUAUGGGUCACUCAGUAUUUCAGAUGGGCCUACAAGAUUAUUUAACUAUUCACAAGUAUGGCAAUGCUGCAAGGAAAGACCUAUGGAAUACACUGUCAGAGGCACUUAAGAAGAUUGGGAAAUUUGUGAAUAUCCAAGAGGUAAUGGAUCAGUGGACACUCCAGAUGGGUUACCCUGUUAUCACUAUCAAGAGAAAUGACAAUACAGACAGUAUUAUAGGAAUCUCUCAAGAUCGCUUUGUUUAUGACCUUGAUAAAGAUCCCGGUUUGAGAAACAACAGCUACUUGUGGCAGAUUCCAUUAACAAUUGCAGUAGGAAAUACAAGCCACAUCUCAUCAGAGGCAAUUAUAUGGGUGUCUAACAAAUCAGAACAUCAUAGAAUUGCAUAUCUUAAUGGAGUUACUUGGCUGCUUGGAAACAUCAAUCAAGCUGGCUACUUUAGGGUUAACUAUGACAUUAGAAACUGGAGAUUGAUAAUUGACCAACUAAUGAGAAACCAUAAAGUAAUCUCUGUCAGUAAUCGUGCAGGUUUGAUCGAUGAUGCAUUCAAUUUAGCCAGGGCUGGCUAUUUGCCCCAGAAUAUUCCACUUGAGAUUAUUAGAUACCUGUCAAAGGAAAAGGAAUUUCUACCUUGGCAUGCUGCUAGCCGAGCUCUUUAUCCUCUAGAUAAGUUGCUGGACCGCACAGAGAACUACAAUAUGUUCAAUGAGUACAUUUUGAGACAAGUUGCUUCAAUGUAUCUAAAGCUGGGAUGGCCAACGAAUAAUUUGGAGAAAUCUUUGGUUCAAGCUUCCUACCAGCAUGAGGAGUUCCGCCGUGAAGUGAUUAUGCUGGCUUGCAGCUUUGGUAACAAGCAUUGCCACCAGCAGGCUGCAACGCUAAUCUCUGACUGGAUCUCCAGCAAUAGAAACAGAAUACCACCAAAUGUAAGAGACAUUGUCUACUGCACUGGAGUUUCACUGAUGGAUGAAGAUGUAUGGGAAUUCAUCUGGAUGAAAUUCCACUCAACUACAGCAGUAUCAGAGAAGAAAAUAUUAUUAGAAGCUUUAACCUGUAGUGAUGACAGAAAUUUGUUAAACAGGCUUCUUAACCUGUCUCUUAAUUCAGAAGUUGUCCUGGAUCAGGAUGCAAUUGAUGUCAUAAUCCAUGUAGCCAGAAAUCCACAUGGAAGAGAUCUUGCUUGGAAAUUUUUUAGAGAAAAGUGGAAAAUACUGAAUGCAAGAUACGGAGAAGCGUUAUUUAUGAAUUCAAAACUGAUAAGUGGAGUCACAGAAUUUCUUAAUUCAGAGAGUGAAUUGAAUGAGCUAAAGAAAUUUGUAAAGAAUUAUGGGGAGAGAUCUGCUGCCUCUUUCUCUCGAGCUGUGGAAACAGUGGAAGCGAAUGUCCGGUGGCAGAUGAUUUACAAAGAAGAAUUAUUUCAGUGGUUGAGAAAAACACUUGCACACUAAUCUGUGUUUCUGGCAAAGACCUAGUACAAGUUUUGCAAGAUGAGAAGCACAGUGGGAACUUUCAGAAAACUGACUAGAAAUCCAGCAAAGACAAGUUCAAGUUGGAAGGACAAUUAAAUAGAGAUAUAUUAUAUUUUUGCACCAAAUUCCUCAGAACUGUUAAAUGAUUAGGGGCACGCUGACAAAGAGGAAUGGUCAUGAAUCCCAUCCCUACUAUUCCAUGGCCAAGUGUGAUAUUAAGUGGUGCAUGUAAAUGUUAAUGUCAGUUUUGUUGGAGAAAACCCCUGAGAAUAUUUGUGCAUGGUUUUAUGGUUCCUGCCUGUAUUUCAGCAUGCUUACUUCAGAUGUCCAUGUUUUGUAUGUGAAUUUCUGUUGCAUCAAAGAUGGGCAUUAUGCAAAAGCACAAAGACUCUUAUGACAAUCAGUGAUAUAACAACAAGGUAGGAUGGAAAGAAAGACGUUAAAGAUACAAAUGAACAAGUGAUAACAUCUCCCCUUUCCAUGGUGCUGGCCAGUUUUACUUUUAAAUUCUCUUUAAGUUGCUCUUUCAAUGCUAAUCCUUUUUUGAGUUGUAAACAGUAAUAUAAAUUACAAUCCAAAGAUUUCUCUUUUUAAAUCAAGAAUAUGUAUGUAUUUAGAGGCAGAAUAUUUUCACAGUAAGUUAUAAUUUUAAAAAAUACCUUUAUCCAUUACUCAUCGUCUUUUGAUAGAUUUACCUUCAUAAGCUAGUUUACAGCAUCUAGUUUGCAUAUAUGGUGGGGUGGGGGGAGAGUAAAAAAUAAGUCUUUUGCAUUAUGUCUUUUCAGCAAAAGUAUUCGGUAGACAUUAUAUUGUUCUUUGAUAGUUGCAUAUAUGAUAGAAAAAUAAAGUGAGAGAAAGAACAGAACAGAAGCAGGGGAAAACUGGAAAAUAUGUGAACUAAAAGAACUUCCUAGGUAAUGUUUAAACUGUAAGAAACACCCAUUCCCCCCCUACCAUCCUUGUCAGUAUGAGCAUCUUGUUUCUUCAUAGAUAGCCUAUUAAAAUCCAAUGAAAUGGAUGACAUUUGAGCAAUUGUUAAGGCUCAAAUUUGAAAAAUAAUCCUUUGCAUCUAUUUCACUUUUUAAAAAAAUUUAGCUAAGGCAUUUUCUAAUGCAAUUCAAAGGCAUCAAUACGACUAUUAAAAAUUAUCCCCAUUUAAUAUAAUGGCCUUAUUGAGAGUAGCAUUGGAAUUUCUAUAAAGAUUUACCAAAUAAUAACCUAGCUGGAAUGAAGCAAUUCUUAUAAUUUAUCAUAUUCUUCAUCACAGGGAAGCGAUAUUCUUCAAUAUCUUUUAAUGGAAGAAAAUAACAAUUAAUGACUAUACCCUACAACUUAGAAGUUUUUUCUGCUUUUUAUUAUUUUUAGUUGUUUAUGAUCUUUGUGCUCCAACUCUAACAUGGAAUUUUAAAAAAAAUCCACUCAUAAUGGAAAUAGGUACGGUAGUUAUUUUAUCUUGUAAUUCAUGUAGAAAAACAGUGUGACUCACAUAUUAAUGUCACAAUAUGGUAAACUGCAGUUUUUCAUUAUAUAUAGCUAUAUAAGCUAUAUGUGGGAGUUUGCUACAAACUGGUAAAUGAAAUAAUUGCAUUCUUUAUUGGAGAUUUCCUAGUAGCAGGGAGCGGGGAAUCACAUUUAAAGAAUUGCCUAUGAAAAAUUGCCUAUAGUGAAUAUAGAUUAUUUUGUUAUGUUAAAUCUGUAAGUUAUAGUUUUGCAACAUCUCACUUUGCUUUAGUUUAUCAACAAGUAAAUAUUAAGUUAAAUAUAUAAGCUUUUAAUUUACCAUUUUCUUCAUUCUCGAACAGCUCUUUAGGGCUUUAUGCAAGCAAGAAUUAAAAUAGAUAUUUCAUUUUUGCUUUUUUAUGAUGCUAAGGAGCUGCUCUUAUCUACACUAAAGUCAUACAAGUUUUCAUCUUGUCAGAAGAUAUUAGGAGCAAGUUCCUAAGAGUGAAAACAGUUAAGGAAUGGAACAAUCUGUCUUUAAAAAUUGUAGUCUCCCAGCCUCCUAUCAAGCAUGAUUAGUAGAUUCCUGAAAUGAAGGAGGAUUGGACUAGAAGACUUGUCAGUUCCCACUUACACAUUCUGUGAUGAGAAGAAUCAAAGAAUCUAACACAUAGCAGGUUGUUCAGAUUAAUUUCAAAGAUUAUUUAAGAUUUGUGUCAAUUUCACAAAAAGGUGUUCUUAUGAUAUCUUCAUUCUAAAAUCCAAGAAGAGAAACCACAAAACUAAAAGUGGGAAAGAAGAAAACUUUUUUUUUCUUUUUGAAGGAAAAUAAAUGGUAUAGGGCCAGUGUAGCGUAAGGAAGAGUUUAUUAUGGAGGACAACGUUUUAUAGUGUGAAAGCUAUUUAAUGAUGUCUCCUAAGAUAAGUUAAUGCAACCUACAGACCACCAUGCUUUUUGGACACUUCAUUAUGGAAGAAUGUUUUGAUAUCCUUUACCGUAAAUCUAGGCCAUAUUUAAAGCAUUGCUUUGCAGAUACAUUUGUUAAUUUCUUGGUAUUAGAAGGAAUCGUGAUUAUGAAAAAGAUAAUAUAUUAUCAAAUGUUAGGUGCACAAUAGUCAAGUUUGAAUUCUUAAAAUAGUCUGAGUUUUUACAAUUCUUGCUAGUUGGGCCUGGGGUAAGGCAGCAUGUUUUAAUAUUCCCAUUGUGAAAGUUACCUAUCACAAGUUUCUGACUUUUCCAAUGAGAAUGAAAAAAUAUUAGAAGCAUUUAUUCAGAUUCCUGUGUAUGAUUUACUGCUUGCUUUUAUUCUAUUUUAAGUAUUUCAUUGUUCUUAUUUUUAGAAAUUAAACAUUUUCAUGUUUAAAUACUAUUAAUUUAAUAUUUAAAUCUAUACCUUGAACGUAAUCUAAACCUCUGUUUUCCUAAAUGCACAAAAAGUAAAAAAUAAAAAAAGUAGUGGCAUUUCAAAAAUCAAGAAAAAAAUGAAAUCAUCAAAUAAGAACACACCUGAACUUGAAUUUUAUUUUAUUUAUUAAUUGAGGCGUGCCCUAAAUAUUCUCUAUGGCUCUUUAACAACCAGGCAUUCCACUGUAUGUUUCCUUAAAGUUUUAUGUUGUUAUUUCUUGUCAGAUUUCUUAAUACUUCAAUGGAUACAGAAUACUCUUAUCCAAAUGUUCCUAAAUUAAACUAUGCAGUAACUAUUUUUGUACUAUUCGUUGCCAUGGAAUAGAAGUAAAAGCACAGUUUAAAACAUGCAAGUCUUCAUUUAUGUUGGAUUGCUGUAGUGCAUUUUCCCCCCAACUUGGUGCCUUCCAAAUUAGUUGGACUUCAACGUACUGCAGAUUGCUAAGGUUGAAAUACAAACCUUCUAGAGGACAUUCAACUGGGAAAGCCUAGUAGAUUGCUUGAAUUGUAGGUCUAUAAAAUAAUAACAUUGUUAUUCCUGUAUUUCAGAGAACAUGCAUAUUUGCGAGUAUGAUUUGAUUUCUUUCUUACAUGGUCUCAUAGGUCUCCUUCAGAGAACCAGGCAGCUGGCAAGCCUUUAUGUCUUGCUUUCCAGUGCCUAUUCUCCACCUUGUUACACAUUCUCGGUGUAUAAUGGUUUUAUUGUAUUUGUAAGUCAUAGCACGUGUGGUGCUUUAUUGCUCCUCUAGUAUGCUUAGUGAAUCAUCACACACUGAUAUUUUGCUAAUUCAAAUCACCAAUGAGCAUAUCAUCUGCCUACCAUUUUAAUAUGUUUUAAGUUUCAAUAUUUCACUUACGUGGUGAAGGCAGGAGAAAUUUUAAAAAUUAUGCUAUACUCAAUAAAGAGUUUCAGACAUAAUAGAAUGCAGUGUUAGAUAGUAAUAAGAGCAAUUUGUUGAAGUCUCUCCAUACAUUAAACUGGAAAUACUGCUGUGUCAUUAUGUCAUCUUUUCAUUUUAUGUUAUACCCUAUUUCCCUGAAAAUAAGACAUCCCCUGAUAAUAAGCGCAAUCGGGCUUUUGAGCGCAUGCGCUAAAAUACGAACCCCCCCUGAAAAUAAGCCCUCCCCAAAAGUAUUUAAAUGCAUGCGCAGCUAGUCCCCGCCAUUUCCUCUGGUUUCCUCCAUGUGCCCCAAAAUAAUAAGACCUCCCCCAAAAUAAGGCCAAGUGCUUAUUUCGGGAUUCAAAAAAAUAUAAGACAGGGUCUUAUUUUCGGGGAAACUAAACUACGUUCAACUAGAGAUAGCCAUUUCAUUUGAAAAUAUAUUUUAUUUGUAUGCUUGCUUUCCUAUAUUUCUUGCCUUCACUGUGAGUGGAAAAUGUUUGGCUUCUUGCUAUAUAGUCAGAAGAAAUAUCUCUACUGGGUACCAGUUCAAAUUAAAACACCACUAAAUUCUGUUUGAGACAAUGUUUAUAUUUCAAAAUACGAUAAAAGGAUUCAUAUUUUUAUGAAGCUUGACCUGAUUUAUCUCAUAUGAUAUUACAAUUGAUAGCUGAUUUAUACAUGUUAUAUUUAGAAAUUCCUUAUUUUAAAUCUGUUUUCCAUCACAACUUUACUUAGAUGGCCCUUAUUAAACCAUCAACUAACCUAUCUUUAUCACAUUCAAAAAACUGAAUGGUGAAAAAAAUAUAUAAAAUUAUGCAGAUACUGAAGCAGAGCAGAUAUAUACAUAUUGAGAGAGAGAGAGAGAGAAAGAGAGAGAUGCAAAUGCUGUUUUCAUUAUAAUCCAUCAAAAUAGAAUCUGCAAAAAAACCUCAUAUUCUGGCCAAUGUUGAAAAAAAGCAUAGAAUGAUGAUUUGCUAACUUGUCAAUAUCAACUUGCUGUGACCACUAAGGUAGAUCUUCUCCAGGAUGAUCUAUCCCCAGCCUAGGACUUCAGAUCUCUCAACACUGCAUUCAUUGCUGUUAUAAUCAAGUAUAUCUUGAUUGUCCUCUUUUCUUCCAUCUUUCUCACCAUUUUGGGCCCUCAUGGAGCUGGGUUUUUGUUAUAAAAUAUGUUAAUUUAAGCCUGGUUAUUUGGGCCUCAAGUGGAAAUUUUUGGUAAUUUUUUUAAUGUUUCUUUUCUUGACUGUCAGUGGUAUUUUAAAGUGUUUUCUCCAACAACAAAGUUCAAAAGUAUCAAUACUCUUUCCAUCCUGGUUCUUCAAAGUCCAAAUUUCACUUUCGUUAGAUAUCACAGGAAAAAUCAUGCCUGCAUGAUUCUGCAUUUUUCUAGGUAGAGACAUAUCACUAUACCUGAAUAUCUUUCCAGGUUCUUCAUUGCUUUCUUAUCAGUUGCUAGUUCUAAGGUAUUUCUCAACU